AUGGUCUCAACAUCGACAAAAGCGGUUACAACAAACAUUCUUUUAUACGAUUUGCGUCCUUCAACAAAUGUUUCACUCGAUGAUAUAUAUGAAUAUGCUCAUCUGCUAGGUGCACUAAGUGGACUCGCAAACAGAGAUAGGCCUAGAUUUUUUACAAUUUACAGUGAUUCAGAUCUACGUUGGCUAUUUUACAUGGUUUCAGUUAAUUGGCCACAAGAUGCUAAUUACAUCGUAGUAGCGUCACUCGUUGACCUCAUUAGGCUCUUAACCGAUGAUAUAAAGGGUGUUGCACUUUAUGAUCCUAGUGUUCCAGCAACUUCAAAUCUUGCAUCCACUGCAUCGGGUGUUUACGAUCUAAUACCAAUUUGCUAUAAACCUAUCCCUAAUUCUUUGUAUACUCAACUUGUUGUGGGAGGUCCACAGUUGACCAUCAAAAUAAGCUUUGUCGAUAUGUUCACGGGAAACGUUACCGGUAGCGCUAAAGCUGAUGCAUACUUGUGGGCAGCUGAGCAUUUUCUGGACAGUAAACUUGCAGAUGCUACUUAUCUUGGUUAUUACAUUGACAAGUGGUGGUCUCAAUCUGCUCAGGCGUCACAAGCUCCUUUCGAAAAUUUGGCAGUUAACCAUGACUGGAUCAUCAAAAACCGUGGAUUUGUAUUUGAUUUAUCGCCUUGGGAUGAUCAAGCACCGAAUGACGAUCCUCAACAACCUAUUGGAGCAGAUUACAAUACACUCAUUACGUUAUUACGAAAAUCAUAUCAGCAACACAAUGGAACGAAGUUUAGCACUGUAAGUGGAUUUGUACCGUGGCUCUUUAAAUAUGUGAAUGAAAAGCACGGUGGUGUACCAUCUGAGUGGCGUAUGACUCACAUCAUGUCUGCAUUUAAUGUUGUAAUAGAUGCUGAUGCUUGUUGUGUGGAUUAUUUCGCCAAUGCUGCUUUCUUUAGUCAUUAUUCAUUGACUCAAGGUCAGAAACGGUUUGUUCAAAAUCCUUUACCAUCUCGUGAACAACUUAUUCAGCAAGGGUUUUUAAACGAACAAAACAUAGUAUCCCAGAAAACAUACUGUCUAUAUUAUGCAGGCGAUUAUGACUCAGCGGCAUGGUUUGCUAAUAAGUUCAAAAACCUCUGGGAUGAUCCCAAACGAGGAUCUGUGCCUGUUGCAUGGGCAGUCAAUCCUAAUCUGUACGACCGCUUUCCAUUAUUACACCCUUAUUUGUACCAAACUCGUACUGUUAAUGAUUUCUUUGUCAGUGGAGAUUCGGGUUCUGGCUACUUAAACCCCACCCAAUUAUUUGAGCCAAGAAAAUUUUCUAGUUUGCCUCGUGCUGAUGAUCUAUGGAUUGAAAGAAAUCGAUUCUUUUAUAACAAAUUCAACAUCAAACACACGGGAUUCGUCAUUAAUGGUGAUGCUGGUAUGCUAACUAACAAUUCUGACUUGAUGUAUACUAAAUUUAGUCCACUUGGAUUUACACGCCAACAAGGCUAUACAACACUUGAGGAAACGGCGCUAAUACCUGGUACAAGAGUACCUAGUUUCACUGAAACGGAUCUGUCGGACAAAGACGAAGUAAAGCAAAUACUCUCAUACUAUAAACCCAAUGAUGUAAGAUUCGUAGUCUUUCGAGGUAUUCUGCGUAGUGCAUCCAACUAUGCAGAUAUUGCUGAAAAAGUUCAGCAAAUACAACCUAAUAUUACCUUCGUUGAUCCAUAUACAUUUGCGUUACUUGCAAGAAUUCAUCUUAGUGGAGAUACUGCAAGUAAUGAUGACCUUGUUUCUUAUGUUGACGAUAAUCUUCCGACAUUGGUCAGCGAAGGGGAUAUUAUCAAGGUCAAUUUCUCCAUUCGAAAUGAAGGUUGGAAUACGUUGAAUGGUCUCCAUUUGAAACUUAUAUUUGCUUGUGAUAUUGAGUAUAUAUUUAGUUGGAGCACCGAAAUCAAACACGGUGAUAUUGGAACGUCUUCUUAUCAAUUUCAAGUUGAGUGUGAUCAACCUGGAGAGUAUAAGGUGAAAUAUCAGCUUUUUAGAGGUAAUACAUCAUUUGAAGAGUUUGGAAAUGUACCAUGGACUAGUUCGGUGCAGUUGCUUUAA
Molecule: messenger RNA, 2091 nt
Organism: Rotaria sp. Silwood2
Lineage: Eukaryota; Metazoa; Rotifera; Eurotatoria; Philodinida; Philodinidae
Source: the annotation of a GenBank genome assembly